UUUGAGCAAAGAAUUUUACCGACAAUGUUGAGAUCCUGUGCCAUUCUCCUCCUCCUUGUCUCUGUCUCCACCGCCCUGACCUGCUACAAAUGUGCGGUAUUUAACAUGACAGUAAUGACAGAGGAGCAGGCCGGUCAGAUGACCGGAGCUCUAGUUCUGCUAGGUGCGCCGAAGUGUACCAUAAUUGAGGAGGAUGUUACUCAGCAAUGUGAAGCUAAUCAGGACCAAUGUCAAAAGAUAUCUGUAAGUUCUAAGCUCGGAGGAGAUGAAGCCCAUGAUGGUUAUCUCCUACAGUGUGGCCAGUCUUCAUCAAUCGAAAGUUUAUGUCCAACUUAUACGGGAAUGGCUAAACUGGCAGGAUUUAUUAUUGAUGGCUGUUCAUCUGAAGGGUGUGACUCCAGCAAGUGCUACGAUCCAACCAGCGGAGCUACAUUUUCUAACCACAAUCUGUACAUUCUGAUCGCUUCUCUUGCUACUUUCAUUUUAGCAUCUCUGUAAUUGUAUAGGACCAAGAUUUAAGAACGAAGAUAAAUGCUACACAUUAUUAUCAAUGAUAAGAAUAAUAAUUAUAAGUAAAACUGGUGAUAGGUGAAUCACGCGACUCUUUUUUGUAAAAUCAAAUCUUAGCUAGGAUAUUAAUCGUCAUUUUAUUAGGAAGAUAUGUUAUUAGAAAGAUAAAAGGGUAAACCACAGUAAUCGAUACGCGUAUUGGUGGUGUAAUUUUAUUUCGCAAAUAAAAUGUGUGCAAAUUUGUUCACUGUAUUUUUUCAAUUUGCCCAUGGAACUUACAUAAUAAUAUAUUUUAUAAUAUUCAUGUUAUAAUUUUGUUGUUGCUGUUUAACUUUACCUACGCAGUUACAUGGAACGAUAUGAUGUUUAUAUCUUUUAUACACACUAGCAGGAAGAUUUAUAGUAUUGAGGUUUUUUUCGUUCCGGAAAAAUAUCAAAUUCUGAAACAUUUUGAUUCAGUAUAGGUCCUAAUAUUAAUUAAUUUCAAUUUCCUCAAGAUAUUGGGUGUGCAAAUUGUACUUAUUUGUAACAUCAAACAUAGUACCUGUACCUUUCUGUUUAUAUUGUAAUUUGUUUAGGUUAAUACGAGAUUUAGAUAUCAUUGUGUGCGUUAAUCUUUUAAUUAAUUUUAAAAUAA
Bolinopsis microptera is the source of this 1147-nucleotide messenger RNA. RefSeq lists its product as uncharacterized. Lineage: Eukaryota; Metazoa; Ctenophora; Tentaculata; Lobata; Bolinopsidae. The transcript is spliced from 5 exons. Bases 25 to 498 code for a protein of 157 amino acids. The record is from RefSeq and is a predicted model, not a curated record.